ACAGAAAAAAUAUAUUGUGCAAUUUUUAGAUUGUGUUUUUUCUCGUAGUGAAAAUAAUUAAAAAAUGGAAACCAUAAUUUUGGAUAGUCCCCAAAGGGCUACACCGUUGCCGCAACGACAACCGCGGGUUAUCAAUACGCCCAAUAAAGUAAUUGGGAAGCACACUGCGCCCAAGCCAAAUAAUGGCCCCGAUGGCAGUCCAGCCGAAAAGAAGGCACGAUUCGGUGGCGCAAACAACCAGAAUGGCGGCGGUCCAGUCGGUGGUGGCGGCGGCGCUGGACAGAAUCAGAAUAAGAAUUUCGGAAACAAGGGUGGAUUCGGCGGCAAUCGAAAUCGCCGUGGAGGAAACCAAAAUAGACAAAAUGUCCAGGGUCCCAAUAACGCAAAUGCAAAUCAAAAGCCAACAACUAAUGAAGCAGUGAAGCCGGACGUCGCAAAUGUCGCUGAGAAAGUUAAUGAAUCUGUGGCUGCCAUUCAGCAGGCAGCAGCUCCAAAUGCAAACCAAGGUCCAGGGCAGGGUCAAGGACAAGGGCAAGGUGGUUUCCGCGGUGGUCCUCGAGCCGGUGGCAAUAACCAAGGAGGCGGUGGUGGUGGCGGCGGUAAUCAUCAAGGAGGCGCCAACAUUCAUCCAGCAGGCGGUAACAAUUAUCCCGGAGGCGGUAACAAUUAUCAAGGAGGCGGUAACAUUCAUCAAGGAGGAGGCAACAAUCUUCAAGGAGGUGGCGGCAAUCAUUUGGGAGGUGGUAACAAUCAUCCGGGAGGUGGUGGCAAUCACCAGGGAGGCGGCGGCGGAGGUGGACGUGGGCAGCAGCAACAGCAACGUGAUCGCGGUAAUCGAGUUGGCGGCGGUCAACGUAUGGGCGGCGGUCAAGGCGGACCCAACAUGAGCAUGAUGGGCGGCGGUGGCGGUCCACGCGGUGGUGGCGGCCCCGGCGCUGGGGAUGAGUUCUUUAUUGGCCAACGCCUGCGGGCCAUUGCAGGACCCACACUGGAACUGCCACCCGUGGAGGUGCCCGAGGAGACCAAGUUCUCUGGCCGUAAUCGUCUGUAUGUUGGCAAUCUCACCGCCGACGUCACCGACAAUGAGCUGCGCGAAAUGUUCAAGCCAUUCGGCGAAAUUGGCGAAAUCUUCUCCAACAUUGACAAGAACUUCACCUUCCUUAAGGUCGAUUAUCACGUGAAUGCCGAGAAGGCCAAGCGCGCCUUGGACGGCUCCAUUCGCAAAGGUCGUCAGCUACGCGUCCGUUUCGCACCCAAUGCAACCAUCCUGCGCGUGAGCAACCUCACGCCAUUCGUCUCCAAUGAGUUGCUUUAUAAAUGUUUCGAGAUAUUCGGUCCCCUCGAACGGGCCAGCAUAACCGUCGAUGAUCGCGGCAAGCAUAUGGGCGAGGGUAUCGUUGAGUUUGCCAAGAAGUCUUCGGCCAGCGCCUGUCUGCGUUUGUGCAAUGAGAAAUGCUUCUUUUUGACUGCCUCGCUGCGCCCCUGCCUGGUGGAGCCCUUGGACGUGAAUGACGAUAACGAUGGUCUGCCCGAGAAGGCCCUCAACAAGAAGCUGCAGGAGUUCAAUCAGGAGCGCAGCGUUGGUCCUCGCUUUGCAGAUCUCAAUUCGUUUGAGCACGAGUACGGCUCCCGCUGGAAGCAGCUGCACGAUCUCUACAAGACCAAGCAGGAUGCCCUUAAGCGUGAGCUCAAAAUGGAAGAAGAUAAGCUGGAUGCUCAGAUGGAGUACGCUCGCUAUGAGCAAGAGACUGAGCUCCUGCGUCAAGAGCUGAGAAAGCGCGAAGUGGACAAUGAACGCAAGAAGCUGGAACGGGAAAUGCGCGAGAAGCAGGCCGAGGAAAUGCGCAAGCGUGACGAGGAGACUAUGCGUCGCCAUCAGAACGAGAUGCAGACACGCAUGUCGCGCCAGGAGGAGGAAAUGCGUCGUCGCCAGCAGGAGAACACAUUGUUCAUACAGGCACAGCAGCUGAAUUCGCUGCUCGACCAGCAGGAGGGCUUCGGCGUCAAUGACUCUGGGUUUGACAAUUUCGGAGGCAAUAGCAAUUCUCCCUUCGAAGUGUUUAGAGGAAACAAUAACAAUUCAACCAUGACUGGGAAUAACUCUGGACCCAACAAUCAGGACUCUUUCGCUUUUGAGUUUGGAGCAAACAAUAUGAACCAAGGUGGCAAUCAGCGUGGAAAUAAUGGCGGCGGAAACAAUGCCCCAUGGGGUCGUCGUCGUUUCUAAGACAAAAACAUCACUAGAUUAAACAAAUAUACAAAACACAAACACACCGAAAAUGCGGAUGAUAUAGUUAAACACUUGACGUUUUCACUCCUUUCGCGAGUGAAAUAAAUGAAACAAGAAAACAU
Messenger RNA from Drosophila subobscura, 2352 nucleotides. It is a transcript of the gene nonA, whose product is annotated as protein no-on-transient A. Gene Ontology annotation, cellular component: nucleus. Gene Ontology annotation, molecular function: RNA binding. Gene Ontology annotation, biological process: regulation of DNA-templated transcription. The record is from RefSeq and is a predicted model, not a curated record. Bases 65 to 2227 code for a protein of 720 amino acids. The transcript is spliced from 5 exons. NCBI's taxonomy places the organism in Eukaryota, Metazoa, Arthropoda, Insecta, Diptera, Drosophilidae.